Molecule: messenger RNA, 2070 nt
Organism: Colletotrichum graminicola M1.001
Lineage: Eukaryota; Fungi; Ascomycota; Sordariomycetes; Glomerellales; Glomerellaceae
Product: beta-tubulin cofactor d
Exons: 2
Coding region: 1-2070 (689 amino acids)
Biological process (GO): tubulin complex assembly; post-chaperonin tubulin folding pathway; microtubule cytoskeleton organization
Molecular function (GO): GTPase activator activity; beta-tubulin binding
Source: RefSeq, a predicted model, not a curated record
AUGGUCGACUACCACGGCGUCGCCUUGCGGUCCCGCGCGGUCCACGAAGUCGCCCUCAACGCCACGAAGCUCUCCUCGCAGUACGGCGCCGCGCUGCUGGAUGGGCUGCUGGGCUGGCGCGGGAUAGGUGGCGCCGACGCCAGCGCGCGACGUGACGCCGGCGCAUCUUUUGGCACGCUUACGAUGGAGCUUUCGAGGCAAGACCCGUCCAGGUGUAUAGAGCAGUUCGCGGCCUCCAUCGACAGAGUCCUCGCUCGCCUACGGACGCUCCAGAACCGCCAGGUCGACGAGAGGCACGGGCUUCUCCUCUGUCUCGCCGCCGUGCUGGACUGGUUUCCGGAGCUGGUCGCGGGCAGGCAGCCCGUCGACAGCGUCACCAAUCUCACGCAGCGCAUCAUCCGCGACCUGGAGACGAUAUUCAAGGACUUUCAGACGACGACGUAUCGAAAACCGGAACUGGUCGCCGAGGCGGCCAGCCGGCUGAUUACUUCGUCUUUGCCUAUCCUACAAGCGGCGUCGACACCUAAUAGCGCCUGCACGUACUUACAACCAGGUUUCAAGGUCGUGUCGACCGAAAACAUCGGCGACCUGCUCGGAGCCAUGAAGGCGGUCGACGCCCUCGACAAGAUCCCCGACAACUUGGCUACUCUAGUAUCGACUUUCAACUACGUAGCCGACGCAGGCCUCGCCCGUCCAGAAAAGGAAGCCAUCGCCGCGUCUUCCGAGGCCUCCCUCGUGCUCCUGAUAUUUUCCCGCGCCGAGGAGCGCAGGCGCAUCAUCGAGGGGUGGGCGAGCGCCGUCCGACAGCGCCCGACGUCGCGCACGGCAAACGACACCGGCGUCCUCUUCGCCCUGACGAUGGCCUACCCCGUCACCACCACCUUUGGCGCCCCGCAGGCGGAAGGGCAGGACCUGGUCUGCGACACCAUCCUGACGAGGUGGGCCAGCGACAACGACAUCGAAACGCGCGUGGCGAUUCUGCAGAGCCUGUCGCAGAGCGGCAUGCUCCACGAUCGGGCCUUGGUGUUUCUGGACCUGCUGGCGGAGGGCCUGAACGACUAUACCACCAAUGCGAGGGGAGACGUGGGCUCCCACGUCAGGCUCGAGGCGCUCCGGGCCACAAAAUCGUUGUGGAAGACCGCCUUGGCGGAGGCCAGCUCUGGUGGUGGUGGCGGUGGUGCGGCUUCCGACGGGGUCGACGCAUGGCUGCCCUUGGCAGUCUCGAGGCUGUUCCUCAGAACCCUGCGGCUGGCUGCCGAAAAGCUGGAUCGCGUCCGCACCGAGGCGCAUGCGGUCCUUGCUUUAAACCUAGAAUCAAGUUUCGCAUCGGGUUUUGCCAAGCUCACUUACUCGUCAAAGGAGUACUUCCGGACGCUGCUCGACUUAUACUCGUUGGAUGCGGGCCUGCACCCUCGAAUAUCGCAGCCUGCCAAGGCCGAUGUGGGUGCGUGGAUGGCCGAGCUGCUCGCGGGCUACGUCACCUCCGCCGACACGGGCAACGAGGACCUGGUGAUCGCGUCCCGCGCGGCACUGGCCGACUUCUGCGCCGCGUCGCCGCAAAACCUAGCCGCCGUCUGCGCCGCGCUGGUGAGCAACGUCAAGACCAGGCAGGGGCAGGACCGCGUCGUAGUGCCGACGCUAGAGAUCGUGGCGUUCCUUUGCCACGUCGGGCUCUUCCAGAAGUGUCCGUACGUCGACGUGCGGCACUUGUGCCUGCAGGUCCAGAAGGCGGCGUACAAGACGGGCAGCGUGAGGAAGCUUGAGGCCUGCAUCAAGGUCUACGGUUGCCUGGCUGGGUUCGAAGAGGAGAGCGAGGAGGCUGGUCCGGACCCCGUACCGGUAGCGCUGGGAGAUGGGAAACGCGCCGGCAUCCUGGAGGCCAGGAAGAGGCUGGCUGCUUUGAUGUUUCACCCCUGGCCCAGGGUGAGAAGCCUUGUCGUCGACGAACUGUGGAAACUUUUCAGCGAGAGUGGCCGUGCGGACUCGUUGAAGAGCGUCGACUGGAGCAAAGCCGACAAAGCGUCCCUUACACGCGUUGUGGAGCAGCUCGGUCUAAGACAAGCAGUAUAA